Tauraco erythrolophus (red-crested turaco) is the source of this 1390-nucleotide messenger RNA. Lineage: Eukaryota; Metazoa; Chordata; Aves; Musophagiformes; Musophagidae. The record is from RefSeq and is a predicted model, not a curated record.
AUGAGACUGAAACUUCUGCACCUUCAGACCAGAUCUUUCCACGCUUUAACAACAAUAUGCCGAUGCCAAAGCUUUAGUAAAACUGGACAUCCACUAUUAAAGCCGGAUAAUGAAGUUGACAGAACAGCUCACAGAACAGCAAAGUCUUGGAAUUUGUAUGCUCUGGAAACUGCUUUGCCCUUUUUGACAAAUCAAUACGUGCAAGUCAAGAAUUGGCAAUUGCUCCAAGGAAAUUUAUCGGCUUUGGGAAAAAACAUUUAUUAUCAGAGUGGGGAGGUAUUUUUUCCAUCCUGGAAAUGUUUUGGUGUGGCGAUGACGGAAAACUACAAGCUCAAUACAGAGCGUAUGAAAAAUCUUAGGAACAUACCAUCAAGAUUUUACUCGGUUGUAUCAGCUGGGAAAAUUAUUCCAAAACCCAGUAACCAGACAAUAAAGAGGCCACCAAAGGCACCAAGGACCAAGCAGCCAUCCAGAACCAACCAGCCACCGUCAGACGUGGAGAAUUUGAUGCAGUGCACAGCCUUUGCAACAGCAGAUGAAUAUCAUCUUGGUAAUCUGUGUCAUGACCUGACUUCACAUGGAUAUGUUGAAAUAACAAGUUUGCCUAGAGAUGCUGCAAAUGUUUUGGUGAUUGGUACUGAGAAAUGUGCAAAAGAAGAUGAUCCUGGCAUGAUUUUUUUCUUCAGGGAAGGGGCUGUUGUGUUUUGGAAUGUGGAAGAGAAAAGUAUGAAGAAUGUUAUGCAAAUGCUGGAACAGCAUGAAAUUCAGCCAUAUGAAGUUGCACUAGUCCACUGGGAGAAUGAAGAGCUGAACUACAGAAUAGGAGAAGGCCAGUCAAAGCUUCAUAAAGGAGAAAUCUUGUUAAAUUCUGAGCUGGAUAGUGAUGAAGUUGUUCUGCAGAAAUUUGCCUUUUCAAAUGCCCUGUGUCUUUCUGUGAAGCUGGCUAUUUGGGAAUCAUUAUUGGAUAACUUUGUGGAAUCUAUCCAGUCAAUUCCAGAGAUCCUGAAGUCACGAAGGAAGGUGAAACUGUCUCACGCAGAUGUAAUGCAGAAAAUUGGAGAACUCUUCGCAUUAAGACACCGUAUAAAUCUGAGUUCAGACCUGCUAAUAACACCUGACUUCUACUGGGAUAGAGAGAAACUGGAAGAGCUUUAUGACAAGACUUGCCAGUUUCUCAAUAUUAAUCGCAGAGUUAAGGUAAUGAAUGAAAAGCUUCAGCACUGCAUGGAUCUGACAGACCUAAUGCGAAAUCACCUGAAUGAAAAGCACACUCUGCGCCUCGAGUGGAUGAUAGUAAUACUCAUCACCAUAGAGGUUCUGUUUGAACUUGCAAGGGUAGUUUUCUGAUGACAGAAGAAACUCAGAAGAAAACUGACAAAACCAUAAACAC